This is a messenger RNA of Plasmodium relictum, 432 nucleotides long. RefSeq names its product conserved Plasmodium protein, unknown function. The transcript has a single exon. Bases 1 to 432 code for a protein of 143 amino acids. NCBI's taxonomy places the organism in Eukaryota, Apicomplexa, Aconoidasida, Haemosporida, Plasmodiidae. The record is from RefSeq and is a predicted model, not a curated record.
AUGAAAGUUAAAAAAUAUAUAUAUAAAAUAUAUAAUUCCAACAUUAUUAAUUCAUUUACUAGUAGUAUAUGUGGAACAUUAGCUUCUGUAUUUUUUAAGAAAGCAUCUGAUUUAUCAUUUUUAAAAAAUAAUUUUGAUGUAAUUAAUGAAGAUUUUAUCAUUCAAAUUUUAUUAAGGAUCAUUUAUUUUUUUUUAUUUUUUUUUUUUAAUAUUUUAAUGAUUAAGUACUACCUCUUAUUAAUGAGGCAUUAUUCUGCUUUUUUCUCAACUGUAUUAAACUUUUCAUUUAAUUUUCUUUUAAGUGCUAUGUUUGGUAUAAUAUUUUUUAAUGAAAAAAGAAAUUUUUUUUGGUUAGUAGGACUAACACUUAUAAUUUCUGGAUUAGUACUUAUUAUGAAAGAUACAGAAUACGAAGAAAAGAAAGAUAUAUGA